AUGGCUGUCCUGAUCCCUGACUCCACGAAUCUGACCGCAACGCUGGACGCCAACGCCGUGCCGAUGCCUUUCCCGGCUAACGUCUUUCAAGUGCUCAUCGUCGUCAGCUACGCCCUCAACCUCUGCUGGACAUCCCUCGUCUUGCUGCAGGGCGUCUCAGACACGACAUACCUCGCCGCCAUCCGAGCUACUUUCAUCUUCGUCAUCCCAAAGAUCGGCCAAGGCCUCAUGAGCCACGUCAGCGAUGUCGCCAUCCUACGUCCUUGGGCCGUCUGGACAAUCAUCGCCCUUGAACUUGCAGCGUACUCGAUGUUCUCGUUCCAAAUCUAUGCUCAGGUAGCCGCCAACAUUCGAGGUCAACUCCGAGCCCGAGAAGGCGACCGAGCCGAACGUCCAGAAAGAACAGAUGAUACCACUCAGAACGCCUAUCCACGUCGAAUCGCUAUUCCGCUGGUCCGGAAGCUAAGCAACAUUGCGAGCAUCGGCUCUCAAAGAAAAGCUCAGGAGGAAUAUACACCAAAAAAAGGAUUAAUGCUCCUCUUCCCGUCGGUUCCCAAGUCUUCGCGCUCGGCAAACAACAACUCCAACAAGAUCAAGGCUCCUCGGCUCGUCGUUCGGAUCUGCUCGUCGCCCUCGAUGAUGCAAAUCGCCAACCCAGCCAGCGUGUACUGCGUCCAGCAAGGUGGAACGCUCGAGAUUGUCAAGGACAAGGAUGGCAACGAGAUCGGCAUGUGCAGGCUUCCCGAUGGAACCGUCAGGGAGGAGUGGGACUUUUUCCGAUCGUCGCAACCGCAAGACGAGUCGAACUCUGCUCAACUUGAAGACCGAGACACGGGCGCGAGCGACGCACCAGCCCUCAAGCAAGCAUAG
Molecule: messenger RNA, 870 nt
Organism: Moesziomyces antarcticus
Lineage: Eukaryota; Fungi; Basidiomycota; Ustilaginomycetes; Ustilaginales; Ustilaginaceae
Exons: 3
Coding region: 1-870 (289 amino acids)
Source: RefSeq, a predicted model, not a curated record